AUGGCUGCCUUCAGCGAUGUCGGGGCAGUUUGUUCAGUGCCGUCAUGUGGUCAACAGGAUUUCUUGCCCACGACAUGCUUCGCCUGCAAACGCCCAUUCUGCAAGGACCACUACCGUGCAGAGCUGCACGGCUGUGAAGCGUCGAGCGAGUCGGUGCUGCUGGAGGUCCCGAGCCCGAAACGCACGAGCGGCGCGUCGUGUGCUGCGCCAGGGUGCAAGGAGCAAAUCAGCGUGCACAACGGCCUGCAGUGUGCAAGGUGUGGCCAGGUGGUAUGUGUGCAUCACCGCUUCGAAGACCAACACCCAUGCGUGGACUUAGAGGCUGCGGUGAAGAAAGCUUUGGCGGAGGCACAGUCGAGCUUGAGGCCAGAGGAAUUUUCCGAAGCUGUUCGCACGUUAACAAAAAUUUUCGACAAUAUUCUGUCCCAGCCCAAGAAUGCGAAGUUCCGGAGCUUGAGAAAGGAAAACGCCGUGGUCAAGGAGAAGCUGAAACACCCCUCCUGUUUGGCAUCACUGCGACUAUGUGGCUUUGUUGAGGAUGCUGAUGUUUUUGUUUGCCCCGACUCCGUGGAUUUAAGCACGAUGCGCCGGGUUUGCACACAGCUCAAGGCUGUGCCUCUCUCUGAGGGUGUGCGGCUCGUGGAUGGAGUCAUCGUGCGACCACCCAAGGUGGAAGCACAGGGAGCUCCAGUGCAAAGCCGAGGCUACUCCGACAUAUCUUCAAGGUCCGCUCCUGCUGGUGGAGGAAAGCAGCGCCCAACAAAGUCUGCCUUUGAUUUCCAGCGUCGGGAGCGCGACACACAGCAGGCACAGAUGGAUGACCUCCAGGAACUGAGGCGUCAGCGAAAGGAGCAGUACCAAGCGGGCCCGAAAUCAGAAGGAGGCCGUGGGCCCGCAGUGCCAAGGCCGCAGGCGCCGGCGCCGAGCUCGGCGCCGCAGCCCUCGUCAGCUGAUGGAUGCUGCCUCCAGCAGCUCGGUUGGCUGGGGCAGAUGACCAUGGAUGGCCUUGACGGAGCUGUGAUUGUUCAAUCCACAUGCCAUCGGCCCAAGGUCUCCGAUACGACCUACCACGACCCAAGUGUUUGCGUUUGGGGUAGACUGUCCUGUGGGUCCAAGGCCUGCUCACUCAAAGCUGAUGAGGACACCAGCAGUGAGGAGUACGACCAUUCCCGAGAUGAUCUCUUGACGAGCCUUGCUCAAAAACGAGCCCAUGUGGACCAGGGCCAUGUGAUUUCUGAGAAGGACGUCCUUGAGGUAGAUGUGCAACACAACACCUACGGUGCAAUCACCUUGGCACUGGCACAAGCCUUCGAUGACAACUAUGUGCGGGAGCACGGCAGACAUCAGGUCCUGGGCCGCAUUGCCAAUGGCAUCCUGCUCUUCAUUUUGGGGUCUUUGAUCCAAAUUGUCCUGGUCGGGCUUUUGUUCUUGUUCUCCGAAGAGCGAAUGCAAGAUCCCUACGAGAUUCUGGGCACACGCACACUGGCAGAGGACGCAGUGCUGGUGUGCGCCUUCCUGGCCUUGAGAGGAUUCGUUCAUGGCCCCGAAUGUGAAGCCCAGCAGGACCUCUAUGAUGCUAUGGAGAAGAAUGAGAAACUCCCAGAGUCCAAUGCGGCUGUGGGGCUGUGCUUGAAAGACCACAGUGUACCAUGGUCCCAGUCCAUGGUAACCUUCGUGUGGCUUUGCAAGUGCACGCCAGCCAUUGUGAAUGCAGCUGCGGGGUCGCUGGUCAUUGCCUCUAUGCCCAGAGUGGGGACUAUAACAAUCAACAGCAAGCAGGGGAAGCUGCAAAUCUGUAGCCUCCCCUUGAUUGCAAAGUUGAUCACCAUCUUCAUGGUGCAACUGCCUUUGCUGGCCAUUGAUCUCCUGCUGGCUUUGGUGGGCAUGAAGUUCUUGAUGUAUUGCAAUGCACUUGGCAAACUGAUUGUCAAGGCGAUCAGCCUGUCCUUUAUCGAGACUGUCUCAGGUGUUGUUUUUGAUGGAUUGGCGUCCAAAGCCUUUCAGAGUGAAGUAAAAAGAACCUCUGUGGUGGCAAUCUCGGGAAAGGGCCCUAUGCAUUUGGAAUCCUGGUUCUCUGGGCUCUUGAGAAUCAUCUUCAUUGUCGGAGUGACUCUUUGGUAUUGCCGCAUGAAACAUGGUGGUCUUCAGGAUUUUCGCCUGGCAUGUUUUCAGUACAAGUAUCAAUUUAUAUUUCCAGAUUGUGGAUAUUGCGGUUUGGAUUUCUUCGGCAUCCAUUUGGCAAAUUGA
Messenger RNA from Durusdinium trenchii, 2247 nucleotides. The record is from the annotation of a GenBank genome assembly. Lineage: Eukaryota; Dinophyceae; Suessiales; Symbiodiniaceae.